Molecule: messenger RNA, 488 nt
Organism: Apis laboriosa (Himalayan honeybee)
Lineage: Eukaryota; Metazoa; Arthropoda; Insecta; Hymenoptera; Apidae
Gene: CSP1
Product: ejaculatory bulb-specific protein 3-like
Exons: 2
Coding region: 43-393 (116 amino acids)
Source: RefSeq, a predicted model, not a curated record
AUUUAAUUAUUUUGAUUAUAAAGAAUAAUAAAAUUUUACAUUAUGCGCCAUAAUUAUAUUGUAUUAUUAAUAUUAUCUUUAUUAACGUGGACAUGUGCUGAGGAACUUUAUUCUGAUAAAUAUGAUUAUGUGAAUAUUGACGAAAUUUUGGCAAAUGAUCGUUUACGAAAUCAAUAUUAUGAUUGUUUCAUCGAUGCAGGCUCUUGUAUAACUCCGGAUUCGGUGUUCUUUAAAAGUCACAUAACCGAAGCGUUUCAAACACAAUGUAAAAAAUGUACCGAAAUUCAAAAACAAAACAUGGACAAAUUAGCAGAAUGGUUUACUGCAAAUGAACCAGAAAAAUGGAAUCAUUUCGUGGAAACAAUGAUAAAGAAAAAAGAUGAAAACGCAUAAGGUUCACGUUAACUAAUUAUUAAUAUUAUAUAAUUAUAUAAUUAAUAUUAUAAUUAAUUAAUUAUAAUUAAUAUUAUAUAAUUAUAAAUUAAUAU